Aspergillus alliaceus is the source of this 5095-nucleotide messenger RNA. RefSeq lists its product as uncharacterized. The transcript has 2 exons. Bases 278 to 4882 code for a protein of 1534 amino acids. The record is from RefSeq and is a predicted model, not a curated record. NCBI's taxonomy places the organism in Eukaryota, Fungi, Ascomycota, Eurotiomycetes, Eurotiales, Aspergillaceae.
CUCUGCUUUGUGUGCUCUUUUUGGGAGCUUAUAUUAUCCCACCAAUAGAUACCCUGACACCCAAUAUUUUUGACUCUCAUACGACGCCUUCAAAUAUGCUAACCCGGGGUUUUUGAUUGCUGGUCAAUUAUUUAACCUCAAUAAUAUGUCUUAGAAAGCGGUUAUUCUAGGAACGGUGACCACCUCGUCGGAAUGAUUCCAUGGCCCUUUUGUCUUUCGCCCACAGUUGGAUUACUAGUCUUUGGACUGGAGCUGGGGAUUAGAGUCAGGUAACACCAUGGCGUCGCACAGGUUCGAGGGCGGUCGAAUACCACGGUUAAAGGAUCCUGCCUCCCAGUCGCGAAAUGUAUCAUUGCCGGUCACGAAUGCAUCGGCGAGGCUUUCCAAUUCCUCCAUUCUGCUGUCAUCAACGCCCCGCAUUGCAGCACCCACAAAGAUUACCAACAGGGGGUCCUCUUUAUCUAAGACCGAGUCAAGCCAUUCCGCAGUACCGUCAAAGCCUUCCAGAAUUCCAUCUACGCGCAAUGCUCGAUCGUUGCUGCCUCCACGAGCAGCUACUCAUCCACUACCUUCAGUAGCUCGUCACGUACCACCUGACUUAAAUACUGAGAAGAGCUCGCCGUUAAGUGUAAGCGCAGCGUCGCCUUCGGAUUUGCUAGGUGCUGGCCAGCAACAGCCUGUUCGUAGUCGACUACGGAAUGUUCUUCGAAGAAAGGCGCCAACCAUUGGGCAGCAUACUGAGAACGACAAGUCAAUUAAUGACACCACUAAACCAGACAGGCUUAAUGUCAAAGUCCCGACCAGUUCUUGCCCGGAGCAAGUCAUGGGUGGAGAUUCACAACUCCCCACGGGUCAACCUAAGUCAGUGAAAGAAAUGCUUUCGGCAUACACGCCACAGGAUGCAGCGGUGAGCAUAUUACCGAAACAACAGGCUCACCAUGGACCAAAAGAGCUUGCGAGCCUACGAACUACUCUUACUACGCAAAGUUUGCCUCCCCCUACUCCAAUUUUUGCCUCCGCCAGUAGCCCGUCAACAAGAUAUUCUGGCUCUCCGGGCAUAUGGAGCAGAACAUCUACACCUACCUCACUCUCCUCUUAUUCACCAGGAAUUGUUCAGCCAGCCAAGGUCGUUCCCCGUAUCAGACUACCAAGUCCAAGCCAUACCAAACUUCCCGUCUCAUCACGGCAGGUACAGCAAUCACCACAAGGUGAAGCUAUACAUCUGACAGCUAGUACGCCAACUAGUUCCGGUCCACAGCCAAGCGUAACUGCUUCUAGUAGAGGAAAAGGCGAGGAGUCUCCAGCAAAAGAAUAUGAAGUCAAUAUUAUCGCUGUACCUGGUAGACUUCCGUCACGGAAACCACUCGCUACGUCCUGCCUCCCUAGAAAGACAACUGAGAGGCCCAACACAGAGUCAGGCUCCUUUCAAACAGUUCAAUCACCCGAGAAUACCAGAACAAAUGCAGCCGGGAGGAGAGAAAGCACUUCUACGCAGAUACCUGCGCGGCCGAGUAGAGAGGGAACACACCAGUUGCAAUUGGAUCCAUCACCAGUGGUCCAAAGUAACCUGUCACCUGACACGGUAGCAGGUCACAAACGCCGUCCGUCAGUGGAAAGCACCUUCACUUUAGAUAGACCUCCUCUGGGCUCCAUUCGAUCGGCGUCGACAUCAAUGGAUUCACUACAGUCCAGGAGCUCCUCUCAACUACCGUCCCGCUUGUCGCCUGAGUUUUCACGGAGAUCUCCGAAGGCAUUGUCAAAGGAAAGGAAGAUGCGGCAAACGCCGCAAAGCCCAAUAAGCCCAUCCAAGAGCCGAAAGUUCGGCCUGUUCUUGAAGAAACCUAAGCCUGAACUGGAAACAAAAUUAUCGGAAGAGAACCGGCCGGUUCGCAAGGGUCCGUCUGCUGGAACUGGCCACGAAGGGUAUGGCAAAUACGCACAGCGUGGCCGAAGGACAAGUAUCUCUAGUAGUGGGUCUAGAACAAGGUCAACUAGUACUGUGAGGAGUGCCUCUAAGUCAGUUUCUAGUAAAGGCAGCGUGAGCAGUCGUCCAGAGCUGGGGCUUGAUGACUUCCUGCUUGAUCGUCUUGAGCCUGUCUUUAUCAGCGGUGGUGGUAUGGACGGCGCAACAUUGACUCGAAUACAAAGUGGACAAAGUUCUUCCGGCCUUAAUGCAGGUUCUGUCUCAAGCUUGGCCCAUACGGCCAAUAUCUCAAAGCCUGACGGGUACUCCUCCGAGUCCUUGGCUUCUUCAACGGAUAGCAUUAGCAAACCUGCAAAGAGCCAGCAAAGUAACACAAAACAAGCGGCACCCAGUGCUGCUCCGUCUACGCACCAGCCGAAAACUCGCAAUAUUGAGGGAACUAGAAAGUUAGACCCCAACAUUGACGUCAAUUCUGAGACACUCCAGCCCCAUGCAAUCCGGGCUGGACAAUCUCACGCAGGCGCUGUAACUUUGAAAAAUACAGCGAAGAAGCAUGCUCCCACGAAUAAACCAUUCAAAAAAGGGCUGGGCCUGAAAUGGAACCUCUUUCAGAAAAACCGCGACAACGGACACGCAGAGAAUGAGAGCCUAGCCUCGCGUCCCCAUCGAGUCCAAGCUACAGUAUCGCCGGCAGCAGUUCGUCGGCCUAUUGCACACUAUGCUUUGGUUGAUACUGACUCUGACACCUUGGAGGAUAUCAUCCGCAGUGUCGAAGACUCACCCCCUGCUGAGGAAGAGAAGGCCAUUCCCCAUGUGGAGGUCCCUGCGGCUUUGAAUAUUAGAAAACCAAAUCAGUCUAUUUUGCUGCCUUCGCCACCAAAAUUGGACGGCGAGUUCACGCCUUCUGGGAAAGUAUAUUUUAACAGGGAUCGGUCGACCCCUAGCUCCGAAAAGCCAAUGGAAUGCCCAGAAGAGCAGCGCCCAACGCGCCUGGCAUCCGUUGGUCGUAUUCCACGUGUAGUCUCUAGAAGAGACAGACAGCACCGACCAGCUCUGCAAUCCUUUUCCAGGCCGUUCAGUUUGGCCGACUCCCAUUCAAUAGCAGCCCCGGUGAAAAGCAAGCCAUAUGAAUUUUCACCACCAGGCCUACCUAGACCGCAGGCCCCAUUACAAGCAUAUCAUGGCGAUUUCCCAAGUUUUGCCUUCGAUCUUACUCAGCCAUUCGGUAACCCUAUGGGCCGAAGCGUCUUGGACUUCAUUGCUGGUCCUUACUCUUCCGAUCAAUUUCUGAAGUUCUCCCCUAGAAAGGAUUCAACGGCAACUAUGUCAACAUCAAGUGGCUCGGAGAGCCUCGCAGCAGUUACAGCUGUUAUUCCAGAGCCUGAGUCUGCUCUAAAUGAAGAUGAGGUAUGGGGAGAGUAUGACGAUCUCAUUGACCAUGUCCUCUCUCCUGAUCCUGCGAGGUCUCUGUGCCCAGGUGAUUCCGAAGCUGAUGAAAAGUUUGAAAUGGCCGCCAUAGCUAGUAGAGCUCUUCAGGCUGAACUUAACGGUAUCUCCGAUCGACAGGCCCUUCCUACCACUACCGAGAAUCCUUCCGUGGCACUUACUCCGGCUUCCCCUACCCCGAGCAACGGGUCAAUCCAUUUGAGGCGAUCCAAGAUUAUCGAAACUCUACAUUCCUCACUCGUGCCUUCUAGCCAGCCCUCGUUUAGUGACAUAAUCGCUUAUUAUCGCGAUGAUAGUAGCAUAGGUAAUAACGAUGAGGAGAACGAAAACAACUUGUCAGCUUUAGCACCGUCUCCCGAGCGGCAGUCAAGCUUCCUCACCUCACCUUCUUUAAAUCCUUCACCAAGCUUUGAAACCUGUCGGCAGCGGAACGCGGUCUUGUUUGAUAUCGCUGAGCGGGAUCGGGAAGGGCCAACUGCGCAGACUAACAUUAGAUCUGGGUCCCUUAUGACGAGUCGAUGGCUGUCCUUCGGGAGGGUUUUAUUUAGCCCUGCUCACAAUCACAUCAAAAAUGGUGAAGAGGAGCGGAUCCUAGUAAUUGAUGGACUAGGAAACGAUGACUGGUCGUUCUACUGCGCUUUGACGUACCCUAAUGCGGAGGUGUACAACCUGAAUGACGGACCGGCUCCAACGGCAUCCACACACCCGGAUGCCUGGCAGCCGCCAUCCAACCAUCAUACUAUCUACCAUGCCAGCCUUGAGGGUCGGUUCCCAUUUCCCAAGCGAUAUUUCACGGUUACUGUCUUACGGUUCCCUUCAGCUUGUUCUGAACCUGCCCAGGACAAUAUUAUCUCGGAGUGUAAGCGUGUGUUGCGGCCCGGCGGUUAUAUGGAGAUGAGUUUGCUUGAUCUCGACAUGGUGAAUAUGGGGAUCCGCACUCGAAAGGCCGUUAGAAGCCUAAAGGAGAGAACAUACUUAUCGGAUCCCAGUAUUAGCCUCAAGCCUACAAGCGAUAGCAUACAACGGAUGCUGGGGCGGCACGGGUUUGACAACCUACGCCGGUGUAUGGUACGGAUUCCGGUCGCGGGGAUGAUUGUGAGAUCGUCAGCUUCGUCCUCAUCCACAUCAUCUUCCAACCCGUCAACGUUACUGGCAACAGCCACUUCAUCAGCGGCGUUAUCGGCUCAAUCCAGCUCAUCAAUAGGGGCUCAUUUAAAGGCCCAUAGCAAGUCUUCCUCCAAUGAUACCGACCUAUCUCUAGGCGAUUUGCUAUCUGACCCAUCACCUUCCCCUUCCAACGACGAAUCCAUCCGAAAGAUCGUCGCCCGCGUUGGCCGGUGGUGGUACACGAGAUGCUAUGAGAUACCUGUUCUGGCAAAUGGCGAUGCCGGCCUUAGCAUCUGGGCAGAUAAAAAGGUACUUCGCGAGUGCCAGAAGCGAGGCACCGGCUUUCGUUUGUUGAUUGCAUACACGCAGAAGCCGAGCGAGAAACGGAGGACAGCGAGUGUUUAGAUUCACAUACGGCAGUGCUUCUCACGAAAUACCAUGAUAACGACGACGGAUGACGAUUUAUGAUAUAUUACUCACUAAUGCUCUACGAACCGACAUGACGUGUGAUCCACGAUUAUACCGAUAAUAUACUAUGCUACAGACCGGCAACGGUUAGGGGAAGACAAAACAGAUUGUUAUCAUGCCUUAGCCUUUUGUUUUGCAUUUUUGGUUUUU